This is a messenger RNA of Arvicanthis niloticus (Nile rat), 1927 nucleotides long. It is a transcript of the gene B3gnt8, whose product is annotated as UDP-GlcNAc:betaGal beta-1,3-N-acetylglucosaminyltransferase 8. NCBI's taxonomy places the organism in Eukaryota, Metazoa, Chordata, Mammalia, Rodentia, Muridae. The record is from RefSeq and is a predicted model, not a curated record. Gene Ontology annotation, cellular component: Golgi membrane. Gene Ontology annotation, biological process: protein O-linked glycosylation; poly-N-acetyllactosamine biosynthetic process. Gene Ontology annotation, molecular function: protein N-acetylglucosaminyltransferase activity.
CUCCCGCCGCCUCCCCUACCGCCCGCCCCUCCAGACUCGCAGCGCGGGCUGGGCCGCCAGUCCGAGGACGCACAGCUGCCAGGAGGGAGUCCAGGCAGGGCUUGACCUGAGGACCCCAAGAGCUGGCGGAAACUGGACCCAGAGGUACCUGGGGCCCCAGGCCCUGGGGUGGGGUUACUGGAGGAGCCCCACUGGUGGCCCUUUCCCUGGGCCGGGUCAUGCGUUGCCGCAAGUGCCAACUCUGCCUGUCAGCACUGCUCACACUCCUGGGCCUCAAAGUAUACAUCGAGUGGACAUCUGAGUCCUGGCUUAAAAAGGCUGAACCCCGGGGCACUCGGCCUAGUCCCACACCAUCCAGCGCUGAGCCCACCCUACCCACCAACCUCUCAGCACGCCUGGGUCAGGCUGGCUCACUGUCCUCUGCUUACUGGAACCAGCAGCAGCGGCAACUGGGAGUCCUGCCCAGUACGGACUGUCAGACUUGGGGGACUGCUGCUGCCUCAGAGAUCUUGGACUUCAUCCUGUACCCCCAGGAACUUCAGCACUUCUUGCUGUCAGCAGCCUGCAGGAGCUUCCCACUAUGGCUACCUGCAGGAGAAGGCAGCCCAGUGGCCAGCUGCUCUGAUAAGGAUGUACCCUACUUGCUACUGGCUGUCAAAUCAGAACCAGGACACUUUGCAGCGAGACAGGCUGUGAGGGAGACCUGGGGCAGCCCAGUCGCUGGGACCAGGUUGCUCUUCCUGCUGGGGUCCCCACUAGGAAUGGGGGGGCCUGACCUAAGAUCACUGGUGACAUGGGAGAGCCAGCGCUAUGGUGACCUACUGCUCUGGGACUUUCUGGACGUCCCCUACAACCGGACACUCAAAGACCUGCUGUUGCUGACCUGGCUGAACCACCACUGCCCCAAUGUCAAUUUUGUCCUGCAGGUUCAGGAUGAUGCCUUUGUGCACAUCCCAGCCCUGCUAGAGCACCUGCAGACUCUGCCACCAACCUGGGCCCGCAGCCUCUACCUGGGUGAGGUCUUCACCCAGGCCAAACCGCUUCGCAAGCCUGGAGGACCCUUCUAUGUGCCGAAGACCUUCUUUGAAGGUGACUACCCAGCCUAUGCAAGUGGAGGUGGCUACGUCAUCUCAGGACGCCUGGCUCCCUGGCUGCUACAGGCAGCAGCUCGUGUAGCACCCUUCCCCUUUGAUGAUGUCUACACUGGCUUCUGCUUCCGUGCCCUGGGCUUAGUGCCCCGUGCCCAUCCAGGCUUCCUCACAGCCUGGCCAGCAGAACGUACCAGGGACCCCUGUGCGGUACGAGGCCUGCUCCUGGUGCAUCCAGUCAGCCCACAGGACACCAUCUGGCUCUGGAGACAUCUGUGGGUCCCUGAGCUCCAGUGCUGAUCCUCAGAGACAAGCUGGGGUGGGCGUGGGAGUGCUGGCCUGGCCUGACUCCCUCCUAAACCCUUCCUAGCCAAGAAUGGGCCAGACAAGGUGGUACUGUGUUUAUCUACUUUCUAAUUUUGAAAAAUGUGUCCUUUCUACUCUGAGGCCAGGAGCUAUUUCUUCUUCAAUGGGACCUCUAUAGGGAAGGCAGACACUGCUGCCCCUCUACCCUCACACAUGACACUUCCCAGCCUAGCCUGGCAGGUUCCAGGAGGCAUCCUGGACACUUCAUUGGACAUCAUGCAUCUACCACCAGCCCAUGGGAGGGCUCUCUCUGGAGGGGCCAUGUGCCAAGGCUGCCCUCCAGCUUGGGAACAUUUAUAGAAGUAGGUAGCCUUUUUGCCUAAAGAAGUCAGGAUGUCCCCAAAGGCUGGUGUGGUACUAUAUACUCCUAUAAUCCCAGAACUAGAGGCUAAAGCAGGAUCACAAGUUCCAGUAAGUUACUGUGGAGUUACACAAACAAUAGCCCCCAAACCAAAUCAGCCAUGCUGGGCUCU